ACAAUGCUGAAUCUCUGAGAAGAGCCUUCGUGGUAACUUCAGAAACUCCAGAGGAAUCUCGGAAAUUCCUCUAGCUCAGACAGGCUCUGCUCAGGUUACAAACACGUUAUUUUGCUCAGUCCCUCCCAACUGCUGACUCAUCAGGAAAGAAGCAUGGUUUCGAUUUCAGUUCUCUUUAUCUCAACUUGUGUUUGGGUGGCUGUUAUUUUGCAACUUCUAACAGUGGCUGUUUCAAGCAGCCUAGAGCAGGAGGAAGUCCAGCGAAUGAGCCUAGUGGGCUGAGGACUCGUCCCUGCUGCCGAGCCAUCGCCGGAGUGCUGUGGCGUCUUCGUUGACCAUGGAGGCACCCAUUUGUCUGGUGCAGAACUGGCAAGAGCAGCUGACACUAAACCCGGAGGCUCUAAGGAUUCUUGAGAAGAUAUCUCAGCCUCUGGUGGUGGUAGUCAUUGUUGGCUUAUAUCGUACAGGGAAGUCCUACCUCAUGAACCGUCUUGCAGGACAGAACCAUGGCUUUUCCUUGGGUUCCACAGUGCAGUCUGAAACCAAGGGCAUCUGGAUGUGGUGUGUGCCCCACCCCACCAAGCCAAACCAUACCCUGGUCCUUCUGGACACAGAGGGCCUUGGUGACAUAGAAAAGGGUGACCCUAAGAAUGACUGCUGGAUCUUCGCCCUGGCCGUGCUUCUAAGUAGCACCUUUGUCUACAACAGCAUGAGCACCAUCAACCACCAGGCUCUGGAGCAGCUACACUAUGUGACUGAAUUAACACAGCUAAUCCGGGCAAAAUCCAGCCCCAGAGAGGAUGAAGUAGAGGACUCUAGUGAAUUCGUGGGUUUCUUUCCAGAUUUUGUCUGGGCUGUUCGGGAUUUCAUUCUGGAGCUGAAGUUAGAUGGACGCAUCAUCACAGCAGAUGAGUACCUGGAGAAUGCCCUGAAGCUGAUUCCAGGAAACAAUCCCAAAGUCAAAAAAUCCAACAUGACCAGAGAAUGUAUCAGAUAUUUCUUCCCAGUACGGAGAUGCUUUGUCUUUGACCGGCCCACAAGUGACAAAAAUUUAUUAUUACAAAUUGAAAAAGUUCCAGAAAACCAACUGGAAUGGAAUUUCCAGGUUGAAUCCAAAAAAUUCUGUUCCUACAUCUUCACCAAUGCAAAGACGAAGACCCUGAGAGGGGGAAUUAUUGUCACAGGAAAUCGACUGGGAACUCUGGUGCAGACCUAUGUGGAUGCCAUCCAUAGUGGAACUGUGCCUUGUUUAGAGAAUGCAGUGAUGACCCUGGCAGAGCGUGAGAACUCUGCAGCUAUGCAGAAGGCAGCUGACCAUUACAGUGAGCAGAUGGCCCAGCGAGUGAGGCUUCCAACAGACACACUCCAGGAGCUGCUGGAUGUGCACACAGCCUGUGAGAAGGAAGCCAUUGCUGUCUUCAUGGAGCACUCCUAGGAUGAUGAGCAAGAGUUCCAAAGGAGGCUGGUGGCUGCCAUAGAAGAAAGGAAGGAGGCUUUUAUGCAACAGAAUGAAUCAGCAUCUCUCAGUCACUGCCAGGCUGAGCUGGAGAAGCUGGCAGAGCCCCUGAAGGAGAGUGUCUCAAGUGGAGCUUUUUCUGUGCCUGGCGGGCACAGCCUGUACAUAGAGGCCAGGGAGAAGGUUGAGCAGGGCUAUGAGCAAGUGCCCAGGAAGGGAGUGAAGGCAAAAGAGGUUCUCAAGAGCUUCCUACAGUCACAGGCUAUUGUAGAGAACUCCAUCCUGCAGUCAGACAAAGCCCUUACAGAUGGACAGAGGGCCAUAGCAGCUGAGCGGACAAAGAGGGAGGUCGCUGAGAAGGAACGAGAGCUACUGAGACAGAAAGAGAAGGAGCAAGAGCAAGUGAUGGAAGCUCAAGAGAGAAGCUUCCGAGAAAACAUCACUAAACUUCAGGAGAAGAUGGAGAGGGAAAGGGAGACACUUCUGAGAGAGCAAGAGAAGAUGCUGGAGCACAAGCUGAAGGUCCAAGAAGAAUUGCUUGUGGAAGGAUUCAGAAAGAAAUCUGAAAUGUUAAAUAAUGAAAUAAGCCUACUAAGGGAAGAGAUUGAGACAACUAGAAGGAAACCCUCACUGUUUGCACAAGUCCUUGACACAGUUGGCGAUGCAUUCAUGAUGGUUUUACCAGGAGUUGGUAAAAUAUGUGGUGUAGGGCUGAAAGCUCUCAGCUCACUUAUGAAGUAGUCUGAGAGUUCCUGGGGAGGAAUUCAUAAAAACUAGCCUUCUAUUAUUUUGAUACUGCAAGUCUAUGCCUUGUUUUAAAAAUACAUGUGCUACUUUAAUAAUCAGUGUUGUAUAAACGAGGUUGGAACUCCCAUGAUUUGUUGAAUAAUCGAAGAGACACCACCCUAUUGGAGUUGAGAGUCAGAGUCUGUUCAUUAGCAGUUACAAUCACGAUUAAAAAUACAAACCCAUGGUUCAAGGAUAUAAGGGUCUGACAUCCAUAAAUCCCAUCAAAUUUCAUUGACAUAAUCUAUGUAGUACAGAGGGAAACCAGUCAGAAUAUAUAGAAAUUAUUUCUAGAAAGGAUAUAAGUAAAAUAAAUAAAUAAAUAAAGGCCCAAUGGAGAAACAUUGGCAAUUGUAUCCCGGCCAUAACAAUAAUUCAUUGUGAAGAGCUCCUAUAUAAAGACACAAGUAGAUUUUCACAGGAAAAGUAUGAAAAAAAUGUUAAGCUGAUUGGUAAUAAAAGCUGUGCAGAUUAAAAUUAUAAA
Molecule: messenger RNA, 2726 nt
Organism: Peromyscus leucopus (white-footed mouse)
Lineage: Eukaryota; Metazoa; Chordata; Mammalia; Rodentia; Cricetidae
Product: guanylate-binding protein 4-like
Biological process (GO): defense response to protozoan; defense response to Gram-positive bacterium
Molecular function (GO): GTP binding; GTPase activity
Source: RefSeq, a predicted model, not a curated record